Molecule: messenger RNA, 3044 nt
Organism: Folsomia candida
Lineage: Eukaryota; Metazoa; Arthropoda; Collembola; Entomobryomorpha; Isotomidae
Product: DNA ligase 1
Exons: 4
Coding region: 569-2701 (710 amino acids)
Source: RefSeq, a predicted model, not a curated record
AGUUUACCAAUUUAAAUCUUAUUAUAAGUUCAUUGCAUUAAGUUCAUGAAGAAUUCUAAAGUAACAAAUUACACGUUGGACCUAUUUUAAAAACUAAUUCAUACAAAUUCCGGUUCUUCAAUUUAUUUAAGCACGGAAAAACUAUAGACUUUGUAAAUGAUUCGUUGGUCCCAAUAAAAUUUGUGUCUGUCUAAUGAAGUGCAACCUGAAGGGGAAAUCAGAUCAAGUGCUAGGAGCUUGACUUAUGUUUGUCUUAACUGCUUAAACUGGUUGUAAGUUGGUAUUGUAUUUGUGAAUUUAGUGCUUAAUGUAAAGAUUGGACCACUCAAGUUCACUUUUUCUUUUCGUGGGUUAAACCACUGUUAAGCUUAAUCGAGAGUGAUUUAAUUGUGGUUUACUUUUACUUUACUUUUCUGACCUGUAAGCCAGUGGUCACAGAUUCAUUCCGUUCCUUGCGUGGUUUGAGGUGCAAUUGUUGAGCAAGUAACGUACAAAAUUGCAAGAUGAAAUUGUAGAGAUACACGAAAAAAUAGUUAAUUACUCUAUAAUAAAGUUUAGCUUAGUAAAAAUGAGAUAUUUGUGGAAUCUCAAUCUGUUUAAGAAUGGUGGAGUUAUAUUGUUUGUGCUCUUAAUUUGGGUCAAUGUGUCGGCAGCAAGUUUUCCACAAAAAAUUACACCUUCAUCCCUGGAACAGCCUGGAAUGCGGCAACUUUUACAGCUUGUUAUUCAGGACAAGGAAUUGAGUAAACCGGAAUCUCUGAAAUCAAAAUCAUCCAUUCAAAAAAGCAGAAAAACUGUAGAACAUCAUUUUACAGAAUCAAAGAAAUUAAAAUCUGAAAAUCUGAAAUCAUCACUUUUUCGAACGGAUAUUUUACGUCAAGAAUUAUCCAAAGAAUCUCAAGAAAACUGCUUGGCGAAACUUUUAUGCGGUCCUGGUCAUGUAAUCCCACCACCACAAAGGCAAAACGCAUCAGUUCUCAGCGAUUAUGCUCUGCUGGUCAAAGAAUUUCUGGAUAUAUUUUCUGACGAUCCUAUUGAUGAUAAACCAAAACCAAAACCUGAAAAAACAGACAACAAAGCCAACGAUGAAGGCGAUAGUGAAGAAGACGAUGCGAAUGACGACGACGAUGAUGGUGCUCGUUCUGGAGAAAAAUUUGUAAAUAUUACCGGAAGUAUAGUUUCCGAUUCUGAUGAUGAAUUAAUUACAACAACAAGCAGUACUUCUACCGUUACAUCGAUCACGACUGGUGCCACCAUCACAGAUUUGCAUACGCCGACUAGUUCUACCCUCAAAUUAGUCAAUGAAUAUGAAGAUGAUCCCGACAAUAUUCAAAAGAUCACGCUGGAAGAAGUUAUCAGUGAUGAUGCAAAAUCGGCGAGAAAAUCGAGGAAAAUUAAAACCCCUCAUCAAUUGGUGUUUGGAAAACCAAAGCUAUCGAAAUAUAUCAAUAGAAAAAUUAGACAAAUGAAAUUUGCCACACUGCCCACCGAGAAGUUAAGAAUAGCCGGAAAAAUCGCAACCAAGCUUCGUCAACCAAGACAAUGCAGAGAAUUCCAAUCUGUCGCGUCAGAAAUAUUGACCACAUGUCCCCUCACGGCAGAAGUUGUACGAUAUUUCAACUCUAAUUUGAAAAAUGGGUCGCAAAUUGCGCUGCUAAAACAAACAUACAAUUCGAGUCAAGGAGGUCUCGUUGUUCUUAACGAUCGUGGCGGUGUUCCUCACCCAUACUUUUUAGACAAUAGUCCCAUCGUUGCUAACACUUAUAUUAACACUGAUCUGAAAAAUCCUUCCGUUGGAGAGCGAUAUCCAUUGGAGGAUAUCCAACAUCCAAUUUAUGAAAAUGCAUUCCCAUCCAAAUUCAAUUACAACUCUGUGUCACUGACUGAGAAGAAGAAAACUAAGAAAAGCGAAAAAUCGAAGGAGGACGAUGAGGAGAGUGAUGAAGAGAGAGAUGACGAGGAGGAGGAAGAAGGGGACGAAGAUGAUGAACAAAACGAUGACAAUGAAAUAGAAAAUGAUGACGAUGACGAAGAAUAUGAACGGCACGAGAAAAUAAGUCGAUACAGGACAAGAGUUAAACCCACAAAGAACACAAAAAUAAUAACUAAAACCGCACCAACACCCGCACCAAAAUCAGAUUUGCCCAAGGGAAUCAUAAAAGUUUAUGGGGUAGCUCAGCCAAGUAUUGACAAUGAAUUUUCAAAAAUAUCCAAUCAACUGGGAACCGGAGCUAUUCAUUUGUUCGAUCAGGAUGAUUUGGACGAUUAUUUGCCCCAUCCUGGACCAGCUACACCCAUCCAACAACAAGACGUAGUUUCAUCGGAUAAGUACACCAUUUCUAAAAAACCUAGCAAAAAAGUUGUCGUACUUGAUUCGGACGAGGAGGAUGAGAAUGAGGAGGAAGAGGAAGACGACCUUCCAAGUAAAAGAAGUCCGCCAUUUAUCAAGAGAGAAAAUACUAGACCGCACCCCCAACGCUUAAAUCCUGCAUACAGACGACCCCAUAACUUUGCCACAACGCCGAGUUAUGGAGCAUUUCCGGCACCACGACCAGAGGAAUAUUACCACAAUGGGAAACCCUUAAGACCAAGGCCAAGACCUCCAACGCCAUACAAAAUCCCAAUGACUUACAGACAGAAUUUUCGCCCUAGACCACAAUUUCCUCAAAAUAAUAAUUUUCGUUAUAAUAGAUUUGGUUAAGAAUAGUAUGUUUUAACGAAAGCCAUAAUAAUUUGAUGAGUCGUGUUAAACUAAGCCGAUUGAUUUGAAAAUCGAGUGGGGUGAUAUUCAAUAUGGUCGGAUCAGAGCAGGUUGCGAAAUUUGAUAUUUUGGUACAAUUUUUGUUAGCAGUGUGACCUAUGUAUUUAUCAGGAAAAAAUGCAGAAAUUUAACGUAUGAAAUAUUUACAUAAGCUCAUUUUUUAUAAUUUUAUACUUUUUGUUAUUUAUUUAUUUAUGGAUUUUAUUAUCACGUUUGUGUUCUACAAAUAUUAGUGAGAAGGCUGUUCAAUCAUAAUAAAUGAAAAUCCGUUUACCUGUAAAGA